UGCCUAGCUUGAAAGCUAACAAAUCAACACAAAGCGAAAACACAAAAAAUCGUUCUGGCAAUUAAAUCUGCAAUAAAUAAAUUAUUUUUAAAAUCAUAUUUUGAAUAUUAAUACACGAGGUGCAUCUGAGGGGUAUUGCAGAACUGUGGAUAAAGGUACAAUGGCUUUAGUAUCAGCAGACACCAAAAUCGCAGAGUUGCUCAAUGAGCUGCAUCAGCUCAUAAAACAAACUCAGGAGGAACGAUCACGGAGUGAACACAACCUUCUGAACAUCCAGAAAACACAUGAAAGGAUGCAGACGGAAAAUAAGACAUCUCCAUAUUAUCGGACAAAACUGAGGGGUCUUUACACUACAGCUAAAGCAGAUGCGGAGGCUGAAUGUGGUAUACUAAGACGGGCCCUUGACAAGAUUGCUGAAAUUAAAUCCCUUUUGGAAGAGAGACGAAUUGCUGCCAGGAUGGCAGGAGUGUACAGUGACACUGACCCACCAAGAAAGACCAUGCGCAGAGGUGUUCUCAUGACCCUGUUGCAACAGUCAGCUAUGACCCUCCCACUCUGGAUUGGAAAACCUGGGGAGAGUCCACCACCACUAUGUGGCGCUAUUCCAGCCAGCAGUGAUUAUGUGGCUAAGCAGGGGGACAAGGUGGCGGCACGUGUGAAGGCAGUGGAUGGUGAUGAGCAGUGGAUUCUCGCGGAAGUGGUCAGCUACAAUCACUCCACCAACAAGUAUGAAGUGGAUGACAUUGAUGAAGAGGGUAAAGAGAGACACACAUUGAGUCGGAGGAGAAUCAUCCCUCUCCCACAAUGGAAAGCAAACCCAGAGACGGACCCAGAGGCUCUCUUCAGUAAAGACCAGCUGGUGCUGGCCCUCUAUCCACAGACCACUUGUUUUUAUAGAGCCUUGAUCCACACACCACCACACCGGCCUCAGGAUGACUACUCUGUGCUGUUUGAAGAUACAUCUUAUGCUGAUGGCUAUUCUCCACCCCUUAACGUCGCCCAGCGAUAUGUUGUGGCCUGCAAAGAGAACAAAAAGAAGUAAUGGAAAAGAUUCAAAAGGAAGUGAUGGAAAAGAUUUAAAACCUGACAAAGAUUAUAUAAUAUGGGAGAACAUUUGUGAAGAGUGCCUGGGCUGAGGUUUAUGCAUGAUUAUGGCAAUUAUCAUAAGGAGUGAAAUCAGCAUAUUGUGCAUCUACUCUGUUUAUAUGUGCUUUUUUUCUGUUACCAUGUAAAUAGUGUUGGUAUACUGCAACUUUUUUUAUUAUGUUCUUGUGGGUGUGGUCACCCACUGCAGGU
Messenger RNA from Xyrauchen texanus (razorback sucker), 1296 nucleotides. Its product is annotated as SAGA-associated factor 29. The coding region runs from base 161 to 1042 and encodes 293 amino acids. Lineage: Eukaryota; Metazoa; Chordata; Actinopteri; Cypriniformes; Catostomidae. The record is from RefSeq and is a predicted model, not a curated record. Gene Ontology annotation, cellular component: SAGA complex. The transcript has 10 exons.